AUCGUAGUCCGUGCUGAAAAAACAUUGUUAUGUGCAGACUGCAGAGUACUAGGCCAAACAAUUACCCGCCAAGCUCAGUUCACCAAAAGCUGUUCAUCUUCUUCAAUUUCUCUCCUUUUUCUUUCUCAACCGCCGACGACGUCGCCGACCUACAAAUCACUAGCGAUCCUUCAACACCCUCUUCGCCGACAACUCCUUUGACAAACUUCAAAGCUUUGCUUAACCUUCAAUACCCUGUUCUCGAUCUUGCAAUUGUUUUCGAUCCAAGGCUUUGUUCUACACUCUUUUUAUAAUAGUGUAAAUUCAUGAGUCCUUUUGUUGUAAAAAUGGAGGAAUCAAGCCCUGCUGAUUUGAAUAGUGAUAACAAUGGUGAGAUUGAAGCUCGAUUCACCGACCUUUGCAAGAACCAAUUUUCGUUGGAUGAAAUGAUGUUUUCGGAUGCAUUGAAAUUGUUUACUGAUAGCAAAAAUAUUUUGUUGAAUAAUGUGUCGCCUAUCGGAAGCACAACGCCAGAGGAAUUAGAGAGAUAUUUUUUUGCCUUUGUUCUCUACACCAGAAAGAGAUUGGGUGAGGAAACUACAAGUGAUAAGAAUGAAGGUGGCAAUCAGAGUGGAGUUACUUUGUGUCAGAUACUAAAAGCCGUGAAGUUGAAUCUUGUAGAUUUCUUCAAAGAGCUUCCUCAAUUUGUUGUUAAGAUUGGCCCAAUCUUAAGUAGCAUGUAUGGUGAAGAUUGGGAGAAGAGACUCGAGGUGAAAGAGUUGCAGGCCAAUUUUGUGCAUUUGAGCCUUUUAAGCAAGUACUACAAGCGAGCAUACCAAGAAUUUUUCAAGACGAAUGAAGCAGAUAAGGAAGUUGCUGAUGCAAGCACCUCCUCCUCUGAUAGCAUUUCAGACUAUUAUAGGUUUGGAUGGCUACUGUUUCUGGCUCUUCGUGUCCAUGCAUUCAGCAGAUUUAAGGACCUAGUAACCUGCACUAAUGGAUUAGUCUCUGUAUUGGCUAUCUUGAUCAUUCACAUCCCUGCUCAAUUGAGGAAGUUCAAUGUUCUUGACUCGCCAUUAUUUGAAAAGAAAAGUGAUCGAGGUGUGAACCUGAUAGUGUCACUUUGCCAAAAAUAUGACACUUCUGAAGAUGAGGUGAAGCAAAUGAUGGAGAAAGCUAAUGAAUUGAUUUUAGAGAUUUUGAAGAAAAAACCAUGUACAGCAUCAGAAUGCAAAAGUGACAAUCUAGUCAACAUUGACCCAGUGAUUGCAGAUAAUUUGACUUACUUUGAAGACUUGUUGGAAGACUCGUCACUUCCCAAUUGUAUUAGCCUGUUAGAGAAGGAUUAUGAUGCUGCAAUCUGGAACAAGGGUGAUAUAGAUGAAAGAGUCUUUGUUAAUAUAGAUGACAGCCUACUUGGAUCAGGGAGUCUUUCUGGAGGUGCCAUUAACAUAAGUGGUACUAAGAGAAAUUUAGAUGUAAUGACCUCUCCAACAAAAACAAUUGGAAGUCCACUUUCACCUUGCCGAUCACCUUCACUUCAUGUAAAUGGGGCUCGUGGUGGUGUCAACAUAAGAAUGAUAUCUACACCAGUGAGCACUGCAAUGACAACUGCCAAGUGGCUUCGUACUUACAUUUCUCCACUUCCAUCCAAGCCAUCUCCUGAGCUGGAGAAGUACUUUAUGUCAUGUGAUAGGAAUAUAAGUAAUGAGGUUGUACGUAGAGCUCAUAUUAUUAUGGAAGCCAUUUUUCCUAAUAGUGCUCUUGGGGAGAGAGGUGUUUCUGGGAGUCUACCAAAUUCUAACUUGACGGACAACAUAUGGGCACAACAAAGACGGCUGGAAGGUUUAAAACUGUACUACAGGGUUUUAGAAACAAUGUGCACAGCAGAGGCUCAGUUGUUGCAUGCAAAUAAUUUGACCUCUUUGCUAACCAAUGAAAGGUUUCACAGAUGCAUGCUUGCGUGUUCUGCAGAACUGGUUUUGGCCACUCAUAAGACAGUGACAAUGUUGUUUCCAGCAGUAUUAGAGAAAACUGGCAUUACAGCUUUUGAUCUUAGUAAGGUGAUUGAAAGUUUUAUCAGACAUGAGGAUUCUCUUCCAAGAGAGCUUAGAAGGCAUUUAAAUUCCUUGGAAGAGAGACUUUUGGAGAGCAUGGUUUGGGAAAAGGGUUCCUCAAUGUACAAUUCUUUGAUUAUUGCGAGACCAGCUCUGUCUGCUGAAAUAAAUCAUUUCGGAUUGCUGGCUGAGCCAAUGCCCUCCCUAGAUGCAGUUGCUGUACAUAUUAACAUAUCCACUGGAGGCUUACCUCCUCUGCCAUCAUUUAAAAAUGAGACUGCAGCAGCAACAAAUGGAGAUAUUAGGUCUCCAAAAAGAGCUUGCACAGAGUAUCGUAGCAUUCUUGUAGAGCGCAGCUCUUUUACAUCACCUGUUAAGGAUCGUUUAAUAAACAACCUCAAGCAGAAGUUAACUCCUCCAGCUUUGCAGUCCGCUUUUGCAAGUCCAACAAGGCUGAGUCCUGGUGGUGGAGGAGAAACUUGUGCAGAGACUGGGAUCAAUAUAUUCUUCAGUAAGAUUGUGAAGUUGGCCGCUGUCAGAAUAAAUGGUAUAAUUGAAAGGCUAGAAAAGCCUGACAAGCAAUCUGAGACUCAACAAUUGAGGGAGAGUGUAUACUGUCUGUUCCAGAAAAUUCUUAAUCAGCGGACCUCACUAUAUUUCAAUCGCCACAUUGACCAAAUAAUCCUGUGUUCUGUCUAUGGAGUUGCAAAGAUUUCUCAAUAUGAGCUUACAUUCAAGGAGAUUAUUUUAAACUACCGCAAGCAGCCUCAAUGUAAACCCCAUGUUUUUCGCAAUGUAUUUGUUGACUGGUCUUCUUCACGCAGAAAUAGACAAGGGCAGGAUUAUGUUGACAUCAUAACAUUUUACAACGAGGUGUUUAUUCCUUCUGUGAAGCCUCUUCUCGUUGAGCUUGGCCCUCGUGCUGCAUGCACGAGAACUGACUUAAUUCCCGAAAGUAAUAAUGACAAAGAUGGUCAAUGCCCUGGAUCACCGAAAUUAUCUACAUUUCCAAGUCUUCCUGACAUGUCUCCGAAGAAAGUGUCAAAGAAUGUCUAUGUCUCCCCAUUGCGCUCAUCCAAGAUGGACGCUCUAAUUUCAAACAGCUCUAAGAGCUACUAUGCUUGUGUGGGGGAAAGCACUCAUGCUUUUCAAAGCCCUUCCAAAGAUCUGACUGCCAUAAAUGAUCGUUUGAAUAGGAAUGUUAGGGGAGCACUGAAAUUUGAUACUGAUGCUGGCCUGGUAAGCGACUCUCUUGUGUCAAACAGUCUAUACAUUCAGAAUGGAAACGGUGCCACUACCUCAUCUGCAGCGCCUUUGAAAACAGAACAGCCUGAUUCUUAGUUAAGCGAUUGUACACGAAUGAUGUAUAUUCUAGACUCCUUACACUUUUUUUUUUCUUUUUUACUUAAAAGCCAGACCUGAAGUGAAAGAGCUCUAUGUUUUUAGCAUAGCUGCCAUCACUUUCAGAAGCUUGUGUAUUAUCAUUUUUUGUUAAUAGUAGUUUUAUGUUAUCGGUUGCCUUUGUUUUUCUGAA
This is a messenger RNA of Chenopodium quinoa (quinoa), 3570 nucleotides long. RefSeq names its product retinoblastoma-related protein-like. The coding region runs from base 306 to 3377 and encodes 1023 amino acids. Lineage: Eukaryota; Viridiplantae; Streptophyta; Magnoliopsida; Caryophyllales; Amaranthaceae. Gene Ontology annotation, biological process: regulation of transcription by RNA polymerase II; negative regulation of G1/S transition of mitotic cell cycle; cell differentiation. The record is from RefSeq and is a predicted model, not a curated record. The transcript is spliced from 19 exons. Gene Ontology annotation, molecular function: RNA polymerase II transcription regulatory region sequence-specific DNA binding. Gene Ontology annotation, cellular component: chromatin; nucleus; transcription regulator complex.